CCUUUUCUUCCAUUGCAGCUCUGAGUUCUGCACUGCACUGCACUGCGCCCUCUGAUACAUCAGAGGCCAAGGCGAAGGCAAAGCUCAGAGUGUGAGAAACACAAGGCAGGGCAGGACAGGGCAGGGCACCUCGCAGGCUCUCAAUACUCCAUUUCUUCAAAAUUGUACACUGCUACGGAUUCUGUGCGGCUGAAAGCAGCAGCUGAUUUAGUAGUGCUCUGCCGUCUUGCUACGUCUGGUCGCCGCUGACUUGGCCUACGGCCUGAAAUUGGAGUAGACGAGUGGACUAGCUUCGCGUUGAAGGUGAUAGAGGAGGUUGAGACAGGAGCUUACAAUGGGGGAGUCAGUACCAGCAACCUACACUCCCAAGAAUAUCCUGAUUACAGGUGCAGCGGGUUUCAUUGCUUCACAUGUAGCGAAUCGGCUUGUGCGCAACUACCCGGAUUACAAAAUCGUGGUGCUGGACAAGCUCGAUUACUGCUCGAAUCUGAAAAAUUUGAACCCAUCCAAGGCUUCGAAGAACUUCAAGUUCGUGAAGGGUGACAUUGGGAGUGCCGAUCUGGUGAAUUACUUGCUGAUCACUGAGGGCAUUGACACUAUUAUGCACUUUGCUGCACAGACGCAUGUGGACAAUUCAUUCGGAAACAGCUUCGAGUUCACCAAGAACAACAUCUACGGCACGCACGUGCUCCUGGAAGCGUGCAAGGUCACAGGGGUCAUUCGUCGCUUCAUCCAUGUCAGUACCGACGAAGUGUAUGGAGAGACAGAGGCCGACGCCAUUGUAGGAAAUCACGAGGCGUCGCAAUUGUUGCCCACGAAUCCCUACUCUGCAACCAAGGCGGGUGCUGAGAUGCUCGUCAUGGCCUACGGGCGCUCGUACGGGCUUCCAUUCAUCACCACCCGUGGAAACAAUGUCUACGGGCCCAACCAGUUCCCCGAGAAGCUAAUUCCCAAGUUCAUGCUCUUGGCCAUGCAAGGGAAGGUGCUGCCCAUCCACGGCGACGGAAACAACGUGAGGAGCUACCUGUACUGCGAGGAUGUGGCCGAGGCCUUCGAGUGCGUGCUGCACAAAGGAGAGAUUGGUCAUGUCUACAACAUCGGCACCAAGAAGGAGCGACGCGUGCUGGACGUAGCCAGAGAUGUGUGCAAUCUGUUCAACAUCAAUGCCGAUGAUGUCAUCCAGUUCGUUGAGAACAGGCCGUUCAACGAUCAGAGAUAUUUCUUGGACGAUGCGAAGCUGAAGGAUCUCGGAUGGGCCGAGCGAACCUCGUGGGUCGAAGGGCUGAAGAAGACGAUGCAGUGGUACAUUUCCAACCCCGACUGGUGGGGAGAUGUGUCCGGCGCCCUCGUGCCCCACCCGAGAAUGCUCCACAUGGCCGGAGAAGAGAAGUUCAACUCUCAGGCAGACGAGGAGAAGGUGAAGAGCAAUGGCAACGAAUCCAUCGCUGUCAAGUCCACCUCCACCAGCGGGAUGGUCGUUCCUCCCACGAAGGUCGCAGCCGCAGCCAAGCCCACGUACAAGUUCUUGAUCUACGGUCGCACCGGAUGGAUUGGAGGACUUCUCGGUGACAUCUGCAACAAGCAGGGCAUUGAGUUCGUCUACGGAAACGGUCGCCUCGAGAACAGAGCGGAUUUGGAGGCCGACAUCGCCAAUGCCAAGCCUACUCAUGUUUUCAAUGCUGCAGGUGUCACAGGACGGCCUAAUGUGGAUUGGUGUGAGAGCCACAAGACCGAGACCAUCAAAGCUAACGUAGUUGGUACCUUGACAUUAGCUGAUGUUACCCGGCAGCACGGUCUGUUGCUGGUGAACUUCGCAACAGGAUGCAUUUUCGAGUACGACGAAGGCCACCCACUUGCAAGCGGUAUUGGAUUCAAGGAGGAAGACACCCCUAACUUCACUGGCUCAUUCUACUCCAAGACCAAAGCCAUGGUUGAAGAGCUUUUGAAGAAUUACGAGAAUGUGUGCACGCUUCGAGUACGGAUGCCCAUCACCUCGGACUUGAAGAACGCCCGCAACUUCAUCACCAAGAUCACGCGCUACGAGAAGGUUGUGAACAUUCCCAACAGUAUGACGGUUCUCGACGAGCUUCUACCCAUCUCGAUCGAAAUGGCCAAGAGGAAUUUGAAGGGAAUCUGGAACUUCACCAACCCAGGAGUUGUGAGCCACAAUGAAAUCCUCGAGAUGUACAAGGAAUACAUCGACCCGUCUUUCAAGUACUCUAACUUUACUCUCGAGGAGCAGGCUAAGGUGAUCAUUGCGCCAAGGAGUAACAACGAAUUGGAUGCCACGAAACUUUCUACGGAGUUUCCGGAAAUGCUCUCCAUCAAGGAUUCCUUGAUCAAGUUUGUAUUUGAGCCCAACAGGCAGACCCCCCUUAGAAAUUGAGCAGCUCCAUGAGAAUUGUUAGUCCUCCAGUUUUUGUUUGGAUGCCAAGUAUUAGUUAAAGCUCUUGCGUCAUCAAACAAAUAAUUUUUUUAACCUUCUGUCGAAUACCUUCAUACAUAAAGUCGUCCACAUUCUUUUGCUGGGUAAUUACGCCAGCAAGC
Molecule: messenger RNA, 2547 nt
Organism: Marchantia polymorpha subsp. ruderalis
Lineage: Eukaryota; Viridiplantae; Streptophyta; Marchantiopsida; Marchantiales; Marchantiaceae
Source: the annotation of a GenBank genome assembly